Molecule: messenger RNA, 6023 nt
Organism: Cyprinodon variegatus (sheepshead minnow)
Lineage: Eukaryota; Metazoa; Chordata; Actinopteri; Cyprinodontiformes; Cyprinodontidae
Gene: sox5
Product: SRY-box 5
Exons: 15
Coding region: 188-2557 (789 amino acids)
Biological process (GO): positive regulation of chondrocyte differentiation; cell fate commitment; regulation of transcription by RNA polymerase II
Cellular component (GO): nucleus
Molecular function (GO): DNA-binding transcription factor activity, RNA polymerase II-specific; RNA polymerase II cis-regulatory region sequence-specific DNA binding
Source: RefSeq, a predicted model, not a curated record
GGAGGGAGAAGAGGAGGGACAGAGGCUGAGAGAGAGACAGAGAGGGAGGGUGUGAGGCUGGAAGUGUGUGAGAAGAGAGAGAGAGAGAGAAACAGCAGUGUGUGUGAGAGGUUGAAGGAUCACUUCAAUCCCGUCUUGUUUUGGGGGAGACUAACCUUGUUCAUCUGAAGCAUUGUCGGACUGUUUUAUGUUGUUGUUGUCGAGAGAGACGGACCCUUACUCCAGCAUGCUCACUGAGCCUGAGCUACCUCAGGAGUGUAACAGGAUGUCUUCCAAGCGACCAGCCUCUCCAUAUGGGGGGACAGAUGGAGAGGUAACCAUGGCAACCAGCAGACAGCGAGUGGAGGACGAGGAGAGCGAGGGACUGGGCGGUGUCAUCCACCUCCCUCUGGCCUCCUACUGCGGAAAGGUGUCCCCUCGCUCGCCCCCCAGCCGCCACUUGGACAGCCCCCCCAGCACGGAGCAUGAGGGCAUGAAGGGGAGCUCCCUGAGCCCUUACCCACAGCAUAAUGCUACCUCACCAGGCAAAGAGGAGAGCGGAGGUGGGGGGCGGCCCUGCAACGAUGGGGGCACGGCGACCGGUACCCUGGGGACCCCUGAGAGACGCAAGGGCAGCCUGGCAGAUGUUGUGGACACACUGAAACAGCGCAAGAUGGAAGAACUGAUCAAAAACGAGCCAGAAGAGCCCCCCAGCAUUGAGAGGCUGUUGUCAAAGGACUGGAAGGAUAAACUUUUGGCCAUGGGCUCAGGGCACAUCGGAGAAAUUAAAGGUACCCCAGACAGCCUGGCGGAGAAGGAGCGCCAGCUCAUGGGCAUGAUUGGCCAGUUGAGCAGCCUGAGGGAGCAGCUUCUGGCGGCGCAUGAGGAGCAGAAGAAGCUGGCCGCCUCACAAAUGGAGAAGCAGAGGCAGCAGAUGGAGCUGGCCAAGCAGCAGCAGGACCAGAUUGCCCGGCAACAGCAGCAGCUCCUGCAGCAGCAACACAAAAUCAACCUCCUGCAGCAACAAAUCCAGCAGGUCCAGGGCCAACUCCCUCCACUGAUGAUUCCAGUGUUUCCUCCUGACCAGCGGACCCUGGCCGCCGCCGCAGCCCAGCAGGGCUUUUUGAUGCCCCCCGGGUUCAACUACAAGCCUGGCUGCAGUGACCCUUACCCUCUCCAGCUCAUCCCCACAACAAUGGCUGCCGCUGCCGCCGCCACGCCGGGCCUGGGUCCCUUGCAGCUCCAACAGUUGUAUGCAGCUCAGCUGGCGGCCAUGCAGGUUUCCCCGGGAGCGAAGCAGCACAGUGGCAGCCUCGCGCCACAAUCCAACCUGGGCGCACACUCCCCACCCACCAACUCGCAUCCACAGGGGGACAAGAACCGCAAUUCGCCAUCCUCACACAAGAACAAGGACAGUGAGGGUGCACAGCCACUGAACCUGUCGGCCAAGCCUAAGGCAUCCGAGAGCAAGUCACCCAACUCCCCCCCAACUUCCCCACAGGUUCCCGCUGCUGCUGCCGCCACCACCAAGCUGGGUCCCGCUGGCUCCCUGAAGCACAGUGCAGUGCCCUCCAGCAUCGGAGCGCCGCCGACCAGAGUCAGCUCAAUAGCAGACUUGCUGUCUUCGCUGUCUUCAACAGCCUACCUGAACGACCACGAGGCGGUAAGCAAGGCCUUCGCCGAGGCCCGGCAGAUGAAGGAGCAGCUGAAGGGGGAGCAGCAGGCCCUCGACGCCAAGCUGGCCUCCGUCAGCAACCUCAGCCUCAACAACGGACGCUCAGACAAGGAGAAAGCUGCCUUGGAGAGUUUGAGUCAGCAGCUGAAGCAGCAGGCCGACGACAAGUUUAGCCACGCCAUGCUGGACUUCACCAUGAGUGGAGACUCUGACGGGUCCCCCAGCGUGUCAGACUCCAGAAUAUUUCGGGAAACCCGCGGCCGGAACAACAACGAGCCGCACAUCAAGCGGCCGAUGAACGCCUUCAUGGUUUGGGCCAAAGACGAGAGGCGGAAGAUCCUCCAGGCGUUCCCAGACAUGCACAACUCCAACAUCAGCAAGAUUCUCGGCUCGAGGUGGAAAGCCAUGACCAACCUGGAGAAGCAGCCGUACUACGAGGAGCAGGCUCGCCUCAGCAAACAACAUCUGGAGAAAUACCCGGACUACAAGUAUAAACCUCGGCCCAAACGCACCUGCCUGGUGGACGGCAAGAAGCUGCGCAUCGGCGAGUACAAGGCCAUCAUGAGGUCCCGCAGGCAGGAGAUGAGACAAUACUUCAGCGUAGGGCAGCAGGGCCAGCUGCCCUUAUCCUCAGCAGGCAUGGUCUACCCAGGUGCCCUUUCCAUGGCAGGGAUGCCCUCCCCCCAGAUGCCCUCAGAGCACUCGAGCAUGUCCAGCAGCCCCGAGCCCAACGCCAACCACCAGAACCCCCACAUGCCUGAAGGACUGAAGGGGGACGAGCCACGGAUCAAGGAGGAAGAACUGCGGCUAGACGACAGCAACGGUGAUGUGUACGACGAUUUCGACUACGAGGACGAAGAGGCCGACUACACCAGCGAUAACGAGAACCACAUCACCCAUUAAGGGGGCGCCAGUGACUGCUGGUAAAUCUUUAAGGAUUCUAAACUCAUCAGUCAGGAAGAGGAGUUUGUAUUUUGCCAAUCACCUCAAGUUUAAAAAAUAAAAACACCUCCCACCCUCUCUUCUCCUGGCUAACAUGGACUCUCUGACCAGAGCCAAACCCCCUCUCCUCCCACUGGAGUCCUGAUACCAGCAUCGGAUCAAUUAAUGGAAGCACAGGACCUGUCACUCACACUGACUGUUACACAUGCUGGAGUCUGGGAGGAAGCCAGUUUAAAGCUCACUGAGGAAUAUUCAAGUACUACUGCAAGAGUGUAAUGCCACAAGUGAGGAGACAUUUAUAAAAAUCAACCCUUUUCGCUCCCAUUUGGAGAAAAGGAGACAUUUUAAACUGAAACACUAAACAGCGGACCUGUCAAAAGGCUAACAGAAGACACUUUAGGAUGGCGGACCUGUUUAUUAUCAAGAGACACUUUUAAGAAACAGCUUUUUUUGUUCUUUGGUUCUAUAAUAUUCUCACUCAGGUACACGGUGCCAAUAAGUGGCUUGUGAAUGUGAUUUGUUGUUUUUGUGCUACAAGUUUGGAUAAUAAUAGAAAAAAGAGACUUCUUUUUUCCCCUUUUGUUGUAAAGCACCUAAAACACAUCAGACCUUUAUUUUUAACUGAAUCUCCAGCCUUGCAGCGUGCUGUCGGCGCCUCCACCUGCCUCUCUUUCUCCCCCCCCCUUCCCUUCAGAGAUGAGGCGACGGGAGGGGGGGCAUGGGCACCCGAACAGGGGCGCCCCCCGGAGCGAAAUCGAAAGCACUGUGUUUGUGAGACAAUCCACGAGUUUUCUUCUCGCUCCAUCUCUCCUGUCUGCGUCUCCAUAUCAUCUAUUUUUUAAAAAGCUGAAAUAUCCGACAGGUGUGGGUCAGUGUGUGUCGUUUACAGCACUUUUUUAUUUUUUUUUUAUUUUAGAGCAAAUGAAAGGAGCUAAAACAAAAUCUUGAAGAAUAAGAAACUUGUUCUGCUGCUGUUAAUGCGCUGUAACACACACACCGUCUCGCUCACACACACACAAAAAAGCUAUUGUUGCGUCUUUUAAGUGUUUCCCUGCUCCCUCCAAUCAACGUCGUCCUGCUGUAACCCAGUGGGUGGAGCCGGAGAGCAGUCAGCCAGUCAGUGUUUCUGUAUUUUAUUAUUAUUUUUCUUUAAAACUGCCUCUAGUCUAAUAAUAUUAUUAACCAUAAUUAAGAGGAUGGUCAGCGUUUCCUGAGUUUAGUAAGUUAUGUACAGUAUAAUUUAUUUUUUUCUCCUUUAUCAGGUUUUUGUGGCCGUGCGAAACGGCCGCUGAAACAUUAUUCUAUUUAGCGGGUAUGUAUUUAGAUUUAAGCAGAAGUUGUUCUUUUACCCUGCUUUGUUUUUGUUAUGUUUGUCUUUUUUUUUUCCUCCUCCCCCCUUAAUCUGUUCGAUUUGUAUUAACCCUUCGGAUGGAUGUGCGACGGAGUUAGGACCGCAAACUUCUCCUUUUUAACGUCCAUGCCCAUUUCUAAGAAGCACUCAGACUCUCUGCAGUCAGAGAAAAAGAAGAACAUUAAUAUUUUUUAUUAUCGUUAUAAUUUUAUUUGCAUUUUUCACCAUGUACAAUGUGAAGGUUUCCUCUUUUCAUUUGAUUCUCUUGUGCUUUGAAAAUGAUUUGAAGGAUUUCUGUGAACACAGAGAGCCGUCCCUGUUUACUAGCUCAGCCGCCUCAUGGAAACGCAGUGAAGCAACAUCUGCUUGGAUCCUUGCACAUACAGCCCCAAUCAGUCGUUAAAAUGCUCUUCAUCAGCAUGAAUGUCAUGUCAGUUUUCAGCUUUUGAUCACACAUUUGGAUCAUUUUUUUCAUUUGAUUGAAUUAAACAAAAAAAAAUAGCUUUUAAAACACCUAUUUAUUGAAGUUUUUCCUCCAUUUAAAAGGGUGGAAAUGUGCCUCACCUCCUAAAUGUUCUUUAGUUGGUUGAAGCUUAACCAUAAGAAUGUUUAAUCCCUGUUCCUCUGGGAGACAGCAUUUAAAAUACUUAGUUUGCCACCAUAAAGACGGCACUAAGGUUUGGUCCCAAUAUUUUAAUUUAAAUAAAGUUGAAUUCAUCCUGCAAAUCUAACCUUAGUCUGUUUUUUUUUCUGUCUGGGAUCUUUCUGUAACCAACAAGCAGUUGAUUUGAGAUAAAUGAAAGUCUCUGUGGGUAUUUCUAAAGUUUUAGGACAUCUAUUGUGGCUUCAAACCCUCCAAGUUCAUGUGGAUAUGUGAUCUACCCCACUCCAUCUCUUGAACCUUAACUUGAACGUGACCAUUUUUCAUUUCAUCCUAGUUCACCAGGAAAAUGAUCCCAGACUUUCAUCAGAACUAGUUUUAUCCUAAAACUAUGUACCGCUAUCUUCCCUUUUUAUCUGUAUUAAAGAUAUGAGGACUAUCCCUGAAACCCACAUGUAUGUAUUUUUUCUUAAAUCUGCACAAAUUCCAAACUUCUUUAGCUAGUUCUUCUUUUUUUUAAGUUAAUGAUGUUAUUUUCAAACACGAAUCCCCUGAAAAAAAAAAAACAUGCAUCUUAAUGCAUCCAAUCAGACAUUCAUAUUGAUUAUACUAAAACUUAAAAUUGUUGCAACUAAACAAAUCAUAUGCUGUUGUUUUAAAUACAUAAAAAGCUUUUUUUUCUUUAGUAAUAGAAGUGUUUUUUUGUCAUGGUGAUAGAAGAGCAGUGUUUCACUGAGUUUGGUUGUGAGGCGGCUCUGCAGUAUGUUUAACAUUUCUCAUCAGGAGCCCUUUGCUUUGUUUGAGCUCCACACGACGCUACAGGAGCCAUGACUACUCUUCAGGUGUGACAUCACUUAGUGAUCCCCAAUCUUUUUUAUCACUAUAUAAAUGUUCCACAUAAAAAGCGCCUAGGUCUUAAUUGUGCUGUAAAGUCAACCCUUUUUUUUUAUUUUUUUAUCGCCACAUUGAUGCUGGAGAGAGGAAUCAGGAGAGCAUGUGGGGCAUUAAAGACAUCAAUCAUCCCUGCUGGCAAGGUCUGUCCCUAUAUCAAGACAAUGAAAAUGAUAUUAUUUAAGACAAUCAGUCACGAGUGGAGCUCAAAACAAAGUAAUUAUUACAAACAAAAACUAUCUUACCAUCUCAACUUGAAAAAUCAAGAAAGAUAAUUAUGUAAAUAUAACAUAGAGUUAUAGAUUUAUAUUUUGUUCAUAACACAGUGUAAUAUAAGUUGUAUAUUUCUUUUUUUUUCUCUCUCUCUCUCUCCCUAUUGUCUCUUUUAUUGAUGUUUAUCCAUGCCACAGAAAAGCAAGAGUCACAGCACUCUCACACAAAAAAAUGACGAAAAAAUAUCAAAGAAAUAAAGAAAAACAGGAAAAAAAAUCCGUGGGCUGCCACCACCAUCUGUUCUAAGUUCACUUUUUUUCAGUAUUACUGCCAGACAAGGCUCUAAUAAAGACAGCAAUGUGUUGAGUAAA